Messenger RNA from Echinops telfairi (small Madagascar hedgehog), 3946 nucleotides. It is a transcript of the gene DDAH1, whose product is annotated as dimethylarginine dimethylaminohydrolase 1. The record is from RefSeq and is a predicted model, not a curated record. The transcript has 6 exons. NCBI's taxonomy places the organism in Eukaryota, Metazoa, Chordata, Mammalia, Afrosoricida, Tenrecidae. Gene Ontology annotation, biological process: arginine metabolic process; positive regulation of nitric oxide biosynthetic process. Gene Ontology annotation, molecular function: amino acid binding; dimethylargininase activity. The coding region runs from base 3 to 746 and encodes 247 amino acids.
ACAUGAUGAGAGAAGCAUUAGAAAAACUUCAGCUGAAUAUAGUAGAGAUGAAAGAUGAAAACGCAACUUUAGAUGGUGGGGAUGUCCUAUUCACAGGCAGAGAAUUUUUUGUGGGCCUCUCCAAAAGGACAAAUCAACGAGGUGCUGAAAUCUUGGCUGACACUUUUAAGGACUAUGCAGUCUCCACCGUCCCCGUAGCUAAUGCUUUGCACCUAAAGAGUUUCUGCAGCAUGGCCGGACCUAACCUGAUCGCCAUUGGGUCCAGUGAAGCCGCGCAGAAAGCCCUGAAGCCACACUCAAGAACAAGACCAGCCCCUUCACACGAGCAGCUGUGUAUCAGACCGACAUGGCCAAGAUCAUUCCCAACGCGGUUUCCUCUCACGCUGCAGCACGCCUUCCUUGUUCAGGAGCGCCUCGGGGAGCACAGAGGUUGGCUGUCUGACUGUGAGCCCAGCCAUCACCUGCUUAUCCAGUCAGAGUCAGAGAUAAUGCAGCAGAUGAGUGACCACCGCUAUGACAAACUCACUGUGCCCGAUGACAUGGCUGCAAACUGUAUAUAUGUCAAUAGCCCCAGCAAAGGGCACGUCUUGCUGCACCGAACCCCGGAAGAGUAUCCUGAAAGUGCAAAGAUUUAUGAGAAGCUGAAGGACCACAUGCUGAUCCCCGUGAGCAAUUCUGAACUGGAAAAGGUGGACGGGCUGCUCACUUGUUGCUCAAUUUUAAUUAACAAAAAGGUAGCCUCCUGAGCCAGGGAGUCCCUCUCCUGUGCCCGGCAACACUGCGCACGCCAGGCCGGUGACUCUGUACCCACCUCUGUUGUUUUCAUUGACAAUCUACUGUGCCACUGUGCUACUCACUCGUUUACAAACCUUUAAUUUUACGUUUUAAUUGCUUCAUUUUGUGCCCUACCCUCACUCCCCACACAGUGGUAUGUACCUAAGCUGUGGAUUUGCUACGUGAAGUAAGCCAUUUAGGAAAUAGCAAGCUAAUGAACUACUGAAAUGUGAAUAAUAAUUGUAAGGAAACACUCUUCUUUGAGUGUGUGUGUUCCCGGCAUGAAAGACGGCUUCCUUGCCAGUUUAUUGGGAAGAAUGUCCUUUUGAAUCAAUCAGAUAAACUGUGUUUUGUUGGUGUGUUUUUCCCCCUGAGCCAUUACUCAUCUUUAAUUCCCGUGAAAUGCCCAGGUCCGUGUAUCUUCCCCUGUCCCUCAUUUAUUCUGUGCCCAAAGCUUUCUUUCUAGUUAUUUUUAUCCGUCUCUGCCCCUUCUUUCUCUGCCACCUUGGCCUCAGGUAAAGCCCAAGGCCUUCCCUUCUCCAUACCUUCCGUUGGUCCACCUGUCUGCCAUUGGUCUCCUCCACCACCCGGCUACCCCUCCUGACCGCCCCCUAGAGGGGCAAACCAGCUGCUCAGCAGGACCGUGAGCAGAACCAGGGCGGCCGUUGGAGGAGUGUUACCCACCCAGAGGAGCAUCCUGGCCAGGUUGCGCCCGCCCGACCCCAAGUCUAAAUUCCAGAAGAAGUAGGGGAAUUCCACACCCAAGAGUUGCUAAGGAAUUGUACACCAGGAAGCUUGGAAACCUCCCCUGAGUACAUCUUAGAAGGUGUGUGAGUCACAUUCUAUGAAUUUUUGCCCCAUGAUAAGGUAUGUAUAGACCUUGGAGAAAAGUCUCACAUUUCCCUUAUUCAUCCCCUUUCAAUCCUCCCUCACCCCCUGCCCCCGACUCACCUUCUUUAACCAGCCUUCUCCUGUCUGCAGGUAUGCUGCUCUAGCAAGGUUCAUUCUUUCAAGAGAUGGCUCACCUGAAGAUGAUUAUGAAUGGUACAGAUCAAGGGUGGUGAUAUAGAUUAGCCCAGAAAGAACAAAGCCUCAUAGUGUAGGUGCAAGUUCAGGUAAAUGCUUGAAACCAGCCUCAGAUAAUGGAAAAAACUCCACUUUGAAACAGCCAUGAAUAUUUAUUGUGGAAUUCAAGUACAAUGUCCUAUAAAUUACACAACAGUAAACUGACAUAAUCUCUCUUACAAAGAACAAUGCCACACGUGGGGAAAAAUUGGCCUGCUCACAGUACUGGGAAGUGGUGCUUUCCGAGGGAGGUGACUGAGUCAGGCAUGUUAUCACACUGCCUAGUCAUCUCCCUUCCUGGAUUGCCUGGGGCUUCUUGUCUUGUUUCAGAUUUAAAGAUUAAGAACUAAGACUUCAAGUCUUGCUCUGCUCACCUAUCUGUUUGUAAUCAAACAUUCCUUGUGUUGGUGACCAAGAAAGAAUUAUCAUCAUUUCAGUUCACGGAUGGAAGUGAUAAAGCGCUGGGGGGAGGGGAUCAAGACAUCUUUAAUCCUAACUCUCUUGUGCGUUCAUAGGAUGGUUUUGUGCCAAAAUUUGAAGAAAUUUCUUUUGUUCGUUCUCUUCCUGGUUGCUAAACUUUUAAAUUAAUAUCAUGUACAAGUAUAGAAUUAUGAGCAUCCAGUGAUUGAGCUCUAUUUUGGUAAUGAUAGGAUUUAAAAACUCUCCUGGACUGGUUACAAACAAGAACCAUUCCUAAGUGUGUCAAAGUCAGACUUAUAGGGAAGUCAGAGCAGGUGUAUCCGGUUCUUGGUUAAACGCAAAGCCCUCUGAGUGACGUAAAAGCCGCACAUGCAGCGAGUACAGGUGAUUGUGAUGGAGAGUUGGUUACAAGCAGGAGUUGGUUCAAUCAGUUCAAAACGAAGGAAAAUUUACAAAAUCUCAGGCAAGUAAGCAUUGUCCCUAGUUAAGUCUUCAUAACCCUGGAGACUUGCUGCAAUUUGUUUUCUUCCAGAAAGAGAAUGAAGGUUAACCACAUGCCUAAACUAGUAAAGAAAAGUUGUUCUCUGCAGAUAGGGUUGCCCUUUUGAGUUAAAUCUGACCAUCCGCCAGCAAAUGCAGAAAACAGCCCUGUGAGAAUUGAACAUCACAGAGAACCACAGGAACCAUAGCCCACGUAGUCAGGUUGGAGUUAAUAGGAAAGACUACUGGGGUAUACUUUUCAGAGUCUUUAGUCCUGGCCAUCUGAACUACCCAGCUGGCACCUACUAUGAUUAGUCAGUUGCAAGUGAAGUGCUUUGUCUCUGUGGCACCUGUUCUGCAGAAGGCUGGUUUUCCCUUCUUCCCAGAGCUCCUUUCCCUCUUUCCUUCUCUCUGCCUCAAAAAUCACUUAGACCCUGUAAGCCUCCAACAGGAUCGCAUUCUGCACUGGGCCUUCCCCCACCACCAGGCUUCUUUGGACUCCUCAUGUGAUACAAUGGUGUGAAAACCUAAAAGGCUUGCAGCAUAAUAGAAUCACGUCUUUGAUGUUCUUGUCAGCAUACUGUUAUCUUUGAAAAGGAAAGAUUACCCAUUAGCUACCUUCCUCCCUCUUGUCCAUUGUGAUUUAUAAGGAUAGAUAAACUAACAAACUGCUCUUUGAUGUUAUAAAGACACGAAUUACAUUCAAGUAAGUACGGGUUGAGAAGUCCUUGGUCAGUAGGUUCAGUUUAAGAAGAACGUGACAGAGAAUGAUACAUGACUAAGCAUUACUUCUCCCACUCUGACGGACUGCCUUAGAAACCAACAGGCAGGUCUCUAAUGUGUAUUGAUUGCUCUUACAAGUUACCGUGAAGAGAUAACUAAGGUCAUUUCUUCAUCUCUGCGGGAGGGAAAUAGUCUGUAGGUGAAUAAUGUGACUAAUAUAGAGCUGCAUGUUAGUCUGUAAUUAUUUACUCUAACAUUUUACAGAACUCAGACAUGAUUUUGACAUGGUGUUCGACUCGUGCAUUUUAUUUCACUGACCAGUGUGUUCCGGUCAAUGUACAGUUCUCCAAUCUGUGUGCCAAAACCAGUAAUGCCUUUCGUGACCCUUUCGUCCAGAGGAGUUCUGCACUGAGUUUAGUCUCUGGCUGUCCUGAUCCCACAUGUAUGCCAAUCACGAUGGAAUAAAGUGUGAGCUGUACUGUGA